GUGCAGAUUGCGAGCGUCGCCAGUCAGGGCGCUGCUUCCAUCAUCUUUGGUUGACGCUGCUGCAGCAGAUUGGCCGCUCCAUCGCCGGCGGCUCCAGCAGCGAGCUCUGCACACAUCGCACUGAACAAGCCGUGCGGGACGCCAGAACUUUAAAUCACUGGCGAACGAUGCCAUGGCUUGUCUUUUCCGAAGGUCCAUAGCAGCGCAGCUUUCCAGAGUUCUGGGAGUGUCAACUGAGAAGCUUAUUCCAGUGGUGUCAGCUGUUCCUGUCUCCAAAAAACAACAGACUCUAGAUUUCCGGGUGUCAGUGAACUCUCUGCUGGCGAAUGGGUAUUUAAAGUUAGGAUCGACAGUUCCAAGUCAAGCCAAGGAGCUGUCCGAGAAGUUAACUUGUGAUGAUGUGAUUACUGAGAUCGCUGUUGGCCAAGCAAGCAUUAAUUUCAAAGUGAACCGAUCCUUACUGGCUGAGGUUGUUUUGCAAGAGGUCUUCAAGAAGGGUUCAAGAUACGGAAUAGCAAGUGAACUCUUCAGCAGCUACCCCUGUGGGCGUGUUAUAGUUGAAUUUAGUUCACCAAAUAUUGCGAAAAAAUUUCAUGCAGGACAUUUGCGUUCAACAAUCAUAGGCAACUUCAUAGCUAACCUAAAGCAAGCUUUGGGAGAUGAUGUGAUCAGGAUCAACUACCUCGGUGAUUGGGGCUUGCAGUUUGGAUUACUAGGAGCAGGAUUUCAGAUGUUUGGUUCAGAAGAGAAGCUUAAAGCAAAUCCCUUGCAGCAUCUGUUUGAGAUUUAUGUUGAAGUGAGCAGACUGGCGGAGGCCCGUGAAGACAUCCAAAGGGCAGCCCAAGAGUUUUUCAAAAAGCUGGAAUGUGGGGAUAAACAGACCUUGGCAUUAUGGCAGCACUUUAAGACUAUAAGCAUUGAAGAAUAUGAGAAAACCUAUCAGCGGCUUGGUGUGCGUUUCGAUGAGUACUCUGGAGAAUCCUUGUACCAUGUCAAAGCACAAGAACUCGUGCAGAUGAUUGAUCAGAGAGGACUGCUCAAGAAAGCAAAGCAAGGAGUUGGAGUGGUUGAUCUUUCACCAAAAGGUGAUCUGACCAGUUAUGCCAAGGUAGUUCGAAGUGAUGGGACAUCUCUCUACCUGACGAGGGAUAUUGCAGCUGCUGCAGAUCGAAUGGAGAAAUACAACUUUGACAAAAUGAUUUAUGUGACAGAUAAAGAACAGUGCACACAUUUUCAGCAGAUGUUUGACGUACUGAAAAUACUGGGCUUUAACUGGACAGAACGCUGUCAACAUGUACCUUUUGGGUUAGUAAAAGGAAUGAAGACUCGGAGAGGAGAUGUUGUUUUUCUGGAAGAUGUUCUGAAUGAAGCACGCUCCAGGAUGCUGCAAAACAUGGCUGCCUCGAAGACAACCAAAGAACUAGAAGACCCUGAGAGCACAGCGGAGAAAGUGGGUGUGGCUGCACUUAUUGUUCAGGAUUUCAAAGGUCCCCUUUUGGCUGAUUAUGAAUUUGACUGGGAUCGUGUACUCCAAAGCCAGGGAGAUACUGGAGUGUACCUGCAAUAUACACAUGCCAGGCUAUGUAGUUUACAGAGACAGUGUGACAACGGGACAAAGAUACAGUUCAACCCUACUUACUUACAAGAUCCUCAGGCAAUUGCUGUACUACAGCAUCUCCUCAGGUAUGAUGAAGUUCUUUAUCAAGUUUCAGAGGAUCUCCAACCCAGACAUCUUGUUAACUACCUGAUAAUGUUGAGUCGCCUUGCAUCUAUAGCACACAGGACUCUGCAUAUUAAGGGCAGCUUACCAGAAAUAGCAACGGCAAGACUUCUACUCUUCGAAGGAAUCUCUUCUGUACUCGCCAACGGAAUGAAGCUCCUUGGUAUAACUCCGGUGGACAAGAUGUGAUUAAACUAGCAUUUGGGACAGUCAUUAAAUGAUUUGGCAAAACCUAGAACCACACCAUGGCGAGGCUGCAUCCAAUAAAACAGAAUCCUAUUUGCUCAGGAGACUUGGCAUCAUUGAAAAAAACUGGCACGAGAAACUUCUUACUUACUUAACUGCAAGCCAAACAGCAAAACUGAUGCUGCUGUGGAAAUAACAAUGGCUGCUGCUGCUGAAAAUCCUUUCAUGAUGUUAUCGGUGUAUUUCACGACAACAGAAGUAUACAACCCGCCAAGACUAGCUAAUACUGUGGAGAUGGAAGAAAAGUAAUACGUUAUAUAGUUCACUGGAAGAAUUGAUGCACUCGUUAAACAAUUUUAAAAAAGAUUAAGUCAAGAUUGUGGGCAACACUGGCACUCACAAUCCAUACCCCGAUGCCCCGUGAAGAUGGUUGGAAGAGUGUUGUAGAACCACUCGUGAUCCUAGCACUGAUGCGCUUUCCUAAUAAUGUUAGCCAGGUCAUGGCACCAUUUUUUUUUUUUAGCCCAACCAACAAGUGAUGCAAGGGUUAAAUUUCCAAAACAGAGUGUGACUGUCAGAUCAUCACCUGACAUAUCUUGCUUCACAUUGUCAAUUAUGAUCAAGGUCGUGAAACGGGAGGAUAACCAAGUUUAGUACAAUGUACUCGACAUGUAAUGCAUACGUUUGCACACUGCUAGAGGGAGACGUAUAAAGAAUCAAGUGUUUUAUUGUCGUAUGUCCCAGAUAGAACAAUGAAAUUCUUACUUGCAGAAUUUCAUUGUUCUAUCUGGAACAUCAGGGAACAAAUCAGGAGGAUGGCCAAGCUGCAGGUUAGAUUCAGUCAUUCCAUUCAUUAAUGCUGUACACCCAAGCCAGCCAAUAAAUUGAUGCAAUUAUAGAUCAA
Messenger RNA from Amblyraja radiata (thorny skate), 2810 nucleotides. RefSeq names its product arginyl-tRNA synthetase 2, mitochondrial (gene rars2). Gene Ontology annotation, molecular function: ATP binding; arginine-tRNA ligase activity. Bases 173 to 1909 code for a protein of 578 amino acids. The record is from RefSeq and is a predicted model, not a curated record. Gene Ontology annotation, biological process: mitochondrial translation; arginyl-tRNA aminoacylation. Gene Ontology annotation, cellular component: mitochondrion; cytoplasm. Lineage: Eukaryota; Metazoa; Chordata; Chondrichthyes; Rajiformes; Rajidae. The transcript is spliced from 21 exons.